GCGGCUCCGCGGCGGGCCGGGCCGCGCGCCACCAUGCUGGGCCUGGACGCGUGCGAGCUGGGGGCGCAGCUGCUGGAGCUGCUCCGGCUGGCGCUGUGCGCCCGAGUCCUCCUGGCCGACAAGGAGGGUGGGCAGUCGAAGCCUGACGAGGCGCUCGAGGAGGAGGUGCUGGACGAGGCCGUGCCGGGCUACCAGGCCCCGCGCAGGAAGAGCGUGCUGGAGAUCCUGCAGCUGGACCCGGGGGACGCCAGCCUGCUCACGUACAAGCGGGUGCUGCUGGGGCCCCCGCCGCCUGUCGUGGACCCCAGCCUGCCCGACGUGCAGGUGAUGAGGCUGACGCUGCUGUCCGAGCAGGCCCCGGCGCCCGUCACCAUGGACCUCACAGGGAACCUGGCUGCGCUGAAGGACCAGGUGUUUGUGCUGAAGGAGGGCGUGGAUUACAGAGUAAAGAUCACCUUCAAGGUGAACAGGGAGAUCGUCAGCGGCCUCAGGUGUGUGCAUCACACCUACCGGCGCGGCCUGCGUGUGGACAAGGCCGUCUGCAUGGUGGGCAGUUACGGCCCCAGGGCCCAGGAGUACGAGUUUGUGACGGCCAUGGAGGAGGUGCCGCGGGGCCUGCUGGUGCGGGGCCCCUACGUGGUCUCCUCGCUCUUCACGGAUGACGACAGGACCAGACACCUGUCCUGGGAAUGGGGCCUCCUCAUCUGCCGGGACUGGGCCGACUGAGCCCCCGGGCUGCCCUCCGUGGGGUCCUUGUCUCCCCACCUCCUGCAGUUGCUGCACCGGGACCCCCCCCACGCACCCCCGCCCUCUGUCCAUGGCCCCGCCCCCGCUGCCCCUUGGGCCUGCUGCCGUGCCCUGAACAGCCCUAUUAAACGUUCCCCUGU
Molecule: messenger RNA, 887 nt
Organism: Lepus europaeus (European hare)
Lineage: Eukaryota; Metazoa; Chordata; Mammalia; Lagomorpha; Leporidae
Gene: ARHGDIG
Product: Rho GDP dissociation inhibitor gamma
Exons: 6
Coding region: 34-726 (230 amino acids)
Biological process (GO): Rho protein signal transduction
Cellular component (GO): cytosol; cytoplasm; membrane
Molecular function (GO): protein binding; Rho GDP-dissociation inhibitor activity
Source: RefSeq, a predicted model, not a curated record